GUGGAGCCGCGCCGCCGCCUCGCCCCGCUCCUCCCGCGGCGUGCGCGGCUUCAGCGCUACGCGAGCGCGGGGAUCCGCCGCGGCCUGCGGGCCGCCAUGGCCGGGGAGGUGAAAACCAAGCUGUCCAAGAACCUGCUGCGCAUGAAGUUCAUGCAAAGGGGUUUGGAUUCACAAACUAAAAAACAACUAGAAGAAGAAGAGAAGAAGAUAAUUAGUGAAGAACACUGGUAUCUUGAUGUACCAGAUCUAAAGGAAAAAGAGAGCUGUAUAAUAGAAGAGAGAAGCUUUCUGCGAUGUGAGGAUUUCGUUUAUGGCCGAAUGUCCUUCAAAGGAUUCAAUCCAGAAGUUGAGAAGUUAAUGAUCCAAAUGAACUCUAAGUGCAAGGAAGAAGAAAUUGAAGAGGAUGAUAAAAUGGAGGCUGAUGUGUCAGAUGAAGAAAUGGCCAGAAGAUAUGAAACAUUAGUGGGAACAAUAGGGAAGAAAUUUUUGAGAAAAAGGGACCAACGUGUACUCAAGAAUGAUGAUGAAGAUGAAGAUGAUGAAAUUGAAGAGGGGAAUAGUAACACAAGACCUAGUAAAAGAGCUAAGAAAAUGUUCUUAAAACCUCAGGAUUAAUGUCAACUUCACAAGUGGAACUUGUUACCUAAUGCCUACCAGAGUACCAAGAACUGGAGAUUGUUUGGAGUUUUUGCUAUUUAAUGUAAAGGGUGGAUUUGUAAAUCUGUUCUGUUCUCACUGAUAUUUCUACCAUCCACAGGACAGACACUUUCCAAAGUGGGUGUUUAUAUAAUGGAUGUUGUACAUCCUUUCCUCUCUCAGCAGCUUUUCAUGAGUGGGGCACUCGUCCUGUCAGUCUCUAAAUGUUCUGCAUAGUUAAAUUAAGUGUUGCAUGCAAUCAAAAGCAACAUUAUUUACAAUUUAGGAUAACAUCUGAAAGAAGAAUUUGGAGUAAAGAUGAGCUGUGUCCAAUUCAGUAAGGCAGUUCAGCUUUCACUGCUUGCUUUAUUACAAAAAUGAAACCUGUGCUCUCUUCAAAUUGAAAAAAGUCAGCAGAAACAUGCUUGGUUUGUGAGCUUCUUUACUGUGCUAAAAAUAAGAUGGUAAGAACAGAGAUAAAAUCCACUUUAUUGAAUUUUAUUUUUUAUAAAAUUUAUUUUAAAAUAGA
This is a messenger RNA of Poecile atricapillus (Black-capped chickadee), 1165 nucleotides long. It is a transcript of the gene MPHOSPH6, whose product is annotated as M-phase phosphoprotein 6. The transcript has 5 exons. The record is from RefSeq and is a predicted model, not a curated record. Gene Ontology annotation, biological process: maturation of 5.8S rRNA. Lineage: Eukaryota; Metazoa; Chordata; Aves; Passeriformes; Paridae. Bases 97 to 615 code for a protein of 172 amino acids.